Molecule: messenger RNA, 1290 nt
Organism: Mastomys coucha (southern multimammate mouse)
Lineage: Eukaryota; Metazoa; Chordata; Mammalia; Rodentia; Muridae
Product: C-C motif chemokine 27
Exons: 3
Coding region: 908-1267 (119 amino acids)
Biological process (GO): immune response; positive regulation of T cell chemotaxis
Cellular component (GO): extracellular region
Molecular function (GO): chemokine activity
Source: RefSeq, a predicted model, not a curated record
CUUCUUGGAUUUUUGUUGAUUUGUUUGUUUGUUAAGGCAGGAUCUCACUGUGUAGCUCAGGCUGGCCUGGAACUCACUAUGGAGACCAGGCUAGUCUCAAACUCACAGAGAUUGACUUGCUUCUGCCUGCCGAGUACUGGGGACAAGAAAUGUGCCACCAUACACCCACACACUUUCACUUGUUUUAGCAACAAAGGACUUUUAUUUCUCUUCCUCAUCUGCCUCAGAUCCCCACCCCCUUCACGGUAGACAUCUCCCUAUUAGCCAAGAAGAGUCUGUUUUAGGGUCUCCAUCCCAUCAGUUUCUCCUGAUUAAAAACAUGCAGGGCAGGGCAGUGAGUAGGGAGGAGGAGAUGAAGGCAGGUCAGCGCUGGCCUGUUCCUACCCACUCGCAAACUUCCAUCAGGAGUGCGUAUGUACUAAUAUGGUUCAGCGGGAUGAUUGUGAAAAUGCAAAUGUAUUACAGUGGGGCUUUUGGAUAUAACUGGAUCUGUGUAAUUUUUUGUCUGUGAGCAUACAUUCAUGGGCGUGACUUUAUGAGGUUACAUGACCAACGUAUGACUGUGAAUGUGUGGCUAUGGGUGUGAGUGUAAAUGACUAUCAGGAGACACCACAGUGGAUCAUGGCUGUCCUGAGCUUCUGUAACAUCAGCCCCCUUACAUCACUCGCUAGCUCUCUCUCAUCUUCUCUGUUCAGGGCCUAGAAGCCCAUGGGGGGAAACGGCAGUCCAGGAAGGGGAUAGGGUCACUGAUGACAGGCCAGAAGUUAGAGAGCUCAGCAUCACAAGAUAAGCAGGGCAUCUACACCUGUGUCUGACUCACUGAGUGCCUGAGGCAAAGCACAGCUAGAUAAAAGCUAAGGGAGCAGAGGAGAAAGAAAGAAAGGAGGAAACCUCUAGGCUGAGCAGUAUGGAGGGACUCUCCCCCACUGGCAGCCUCCUGCUGAUACUGUUGCUUCUGAGCCCAGCUCCCGAAGCAGCCUUGCCGCUGCCCUCCAGCACUAGCUGCUGUACUCAGCUCUAUAGACAGCCACUCCCAAACAGGCUGCUGAGGAGGAUCGUCCGUGUGGAACUGCAGGAGGCUGAUGGGGACUGUCACCUUCAGGCUGUUGUGCUCCACCUGGCUCGGCGCAGUGUUUGCGUUCAUCCCCAGAACCGCAGCCUGGCUCGGUGGUUAGAGCGCCAAGGGAAAAGGCUCCAGGGGACUAUACCCAGUUUAAAUCCGGUACUACAAAAGAAAAUGUACUCGAGCCCCCAACAGCAAAACUAAUAAAGCAACAUUAGACAACAGUC